This is a messenger RNA of Eriocheir sinensis (Chinese mitten crab), 1254 nucleotides long. RefSeq names its product gamma-butyrobetaine dioxygenase-like. Gene Ontology annotation, biological process: carnitine biosynthetic process. Gene Ontology annotation, cellular component: mitochondrion. The record is from RefSeq and is a predicted model, not a curated record. The transcript has 5 exons. The coding region runs from base 191 to 967 and encodes 258 amino acids. Lineage: Eukaryota; Metazoa; Arthropoda; Malacostraca; Decapoda; Varunidae. Gene Ontology annotation, molecular function: oxidoreductase activity.
CAGCAGCCAGCAUCUCAAACUGGGCGGAAUAAACUUCCCAGGCCACCUUUCUGUCGAACUCUGUUGGCUUACGCCUCCCAGAGCGCCGGGAAGCCGAAGGACUGCAGGGUGGAGAAGGAGAAACACGCAAAUUGAGAGCCGCCCGGCCCGGGAGGGAGAGAGGGGUGAGGGAGGCAACGAGGCGGGUUGAAUGGGUCCGAAUCUGCCGCCAGGUGUGCUCAUAGGAGCCGUUCCGAUAGCUCCACAGCCUCCUGCGGUAGCCACCUGCUCCGACACGAUGUUGCACGGCCUUGAGUUUCCCUGCCGAGGUCCCCAGACAGGCCCCAGCAGAGAGGAAUUCACGGUGAAGGUCAAGCCUUCCCCUAGCAACUUGGCCUACCAUAGCGGGCCGCUUGAAUUGCACGCCGACCUCCCUUUUUACGAGUACCAACCUGGGGUGCAGUUCCUCCACUGUAUUGUGCAGUACCAGGGUGAGGGCGGAGACUCCCUCAUUGCGGACGCCGCAAACGUGGCACGCCAACUGCAACAAACCUAUCCUGAGCACUACAGAGUCCUCACCGAAACACGCGUAGAGUGGUCCGACCGCGGCACAGACGAGACGAGAGAAUUCUACAAAGUCCAACGUCUUCCAAUGAUCAGCCUGGACCAGAGUGGUGAAAUACAUCGCAUCAAUCUAAGCCAGCCCCAGAGGGACUCCUACUUUUCGGUGCCUGCCGGCGAUGUUCAGGCCUGGUACGCCGCGCUUGCUGCCUUCCGCGACCUCAUGACUGAUCCAAAGAACUACAUCCAGUCCAGGAUGACACCAGGCACAAUCCUCACCUUUGACAACCUGAGGAUCCUCCACGGGCGCACCGGCAACAUGUCAGUCCUGGGUGAGAGGCACGUGGAGGGCUGCUACGUGGACUGGGACGAGGUCAGCUCACGCAGACGAGUGUUGGAGACUAAGCUGGGUCCAGGGUCUCUAUAAAAUCUCACAAAUCUGGAAAGAAAAAAAGGUGAUGGAAUGAAGUGCAGGAUAACAUUUACAAUUGAUCGUUUAGUAACUUGAUGACCUUCACUUAAUCUAUGUCUAGCAAACUUUUGACAGAAAAAUAAUAGAUCCAUGAAAAAUUACUAAUAAUACGGUACAAUGGAUCCCCAGAACCAUUACAAUUCCACAUUCAUUACUUGACAAUGUGAAUGAACACCUUGAAUACACUUGUUCAUCAAGAUUAACAUUUCAUUAAAUAUAAGUGACGAUAUGUUGCAAAUGCA